Trematosphaeria pertusa is the source of this 1154-nucleotide messenger RNA. RefSeq lists its product as uncharacterized. The record is from RefSeq and is a predicted model, not a curated record. NCBI's taxonomy places the organism in Eukaryota, Fungi, Ascomycota, Dothideomycetes, Pleosporales, Trematosphaeriaceae. The annotation marks the transcript as partial. The transcript has 5 exons.
CGAUGCGUUGUACGUCCCCUACUUCUCUCGUCGGUACAGAAAUACUUUCUAUUGAGUCUCCAAGCCUCCUCGAAAUCAUGUUUUUCCACGUAGAAUCUACUGUAGCAGCAGUUGCCGUUAUCGCCGUCUUGACAGGUCUCGAUGUCGUCGCUGUAAUAGCUCGGGUCUACACUAGAAAGUCAUUAAAGCAACCUAUGAAGCUUGAUGACUGGUUGGUCUUACCCGCACUUCUCUUGACGAUAGGCAUGGUUUCUGGGUUUUUCGUCGGCGUCGGGCAAGGCGUACUCUUCAAUUAUAGCCCGCAUAUGCUUCCAAAGCAUGGCCAACUGUCCGGCCAACUACUGAACGCCUUUUUGAUUUCCAAAAAGAUCGAGUUUGCGGUCAUCCUCAUGUCCAUCAUCACCCUAUCCCUCAUCAAGCUCAGCUUCCUCUUCUUUUAUAGGAGGGUCUUCGUUUACGACAAAUCGAACCCACGAAAUCUCCGGAACAUAGUCGUACUGUUUACCAUCGCCCUAGUCAUCCUCUGGGGCGUUGGCUUCAGCAUAACGUAUCUGUCCGCGUGCCGAGGAGACUUCAGUGUUCGCUGGUCAACCGAAAGCUCCGAACAAAUUGAGCUAAAGUGUAUUAAUACGUUCUGGAUGCUCUAUGGCCUGGCUAUAUCCGACUUUGUCAUGGACUGUAUGAUCAUCUUGAUACCAGUCCCCAUGAUCUGGAAGCUGCAUCUUCGUUCCAGCCGGAAGCUCGGUAUCCUGGUAGUUUUUCUUCUGGGCUCAUUAGCGACUGUGGCCUCUCUGAUUCGGCUGAUCUGGCUUCGUUGGGUUAUACAAGUUGGUACGACUCGGCAGAAGCACUCGGAUCCACUGUCACUCAUAUCUACCGAGAUCUUUUGGUACCUGAUUGAAAUCACCGUAGCAUUGCUCGCCGUUUGUCUUCCUACGCUGUCCGGUAUGCGGAGGGUUGAACCAGUCGAGAAAGUCAUACGAAGGGUACAAAGCAAACUUUCCCUGAAAUCAAGUACCUCGACGGGCGGUAUUAUUAUACCUUUAAAUGAGAUACCCAUUACUCGAAGAGAACUUGAGGACAAUUCGAAACAUGAGGCAUUGAAAGACGGGGAGAGGGCGCAUGUAGGCGUCUUGCCGGAUGUGGAUCCCUAG